AUGGCUUCUUCAAUCCACCUCAACGCAACUCCCGACUCGAGGAUGCCCCCCCCAUCCAUGCCCAACACAGAGCCUGCUAGCCAGAGCAGUCCCCAAAAACCGACAAAAAGUUCCAUGAAACCCCAGACCUCAAUCGACGGGGCCGAAGAUGGUGCAGAGGGUGACAAAAGCGCCACCAACGAAGACGCAGACACAGGCGCACCUGUCAUGGCUACACACAUGAACAUGUCAGGUGCUCUUCAGCGGAAGAUGUCGGAGCUCCAAGCUAGUGGCUGGAGACCGCCGGAAGAGUCCAUGGACAGCGACGACGACUACGAUGCUGUCGACAUGAUCAGCAACAGCGACGAUGAAGAGAAGAGCAUGAGAAAGGCCGAGGAGAAGCUGAUGGCCGACGACGACGAUGACGAUGAAGAGAGCAACGCUGCUCUGGCACGAAGGCUUAGUCUGUCCAGCCAGAACAGCAACCAAGCCGAGCUGGCCUAUCUCGAAUUCAACGACGACUACCUCCUGGGCGACGACCCCUUCUCGCAACCUUACCUCGAUGCGGAUCAGAUUAUGGCCGUGCCCGACUUCUUCCGCGAAGGCAGCCCCCUUACAAGGACAGAGAGCGAGCAGACAGUCCCUACACAGCGCCGUGUACGCUUCGAAGAGAGAGCUGACAUGUCCGACGAGACCGACUCGGACGCCGACAGUGACUUCUUCCCCGAUCUCUUCAUCCAACAAGACCACCUCGACCCGCGCUUCAGACGCCUGAUCGAGAAGGACGACGACCACGAGCUAUACCAGGACGACAGUAGUAAUGCCGGCUCCGAGUGGGAUUUCGAGGCUGACGAGAUGAGAGUACUGCUCAUGGACGAGGAAGAGGAGGAUUCGGAUUCGUCAGCUGGCUCUAGCGGCUAUGAAUCCGACGACGGUGACACAACUGAUGAAGAACCGAUGCCCCCGCCUCCCAAGAGAGCCUCCUCGGCGCCCACAAGCCCGAGCAGCAACAUGGCCACUCCCCGCCCCUCCAUCAGACUACCUCUCCGCAAGAACAAGAGCAAGCGGACUCCCACACAGCCAAAGAUGGGUACAUUCAUCAUAGACCCUCACCGCCCUGUGCUCACCAUCGAUGGUGUUGGUGUUGCGCAAAAGAGCACUCUCUGGCCUGCAAAGAUUCAGUCUGCUGCCGACAAGCAGUUGUGGGAGCGUAUGCAUAUGUUGAGCAACACCAAUAGUCGUGCUACUAGCCGGACCACUAGCCCCCGCCAGUCUGUUCAGCUCACUCCCUCGGGAGAAAGCGAUGGCAUGAGCGUUGGCGAAGAAAACGACUUCUUCGAUGCUUUCGGUGCUCUUCGUACAGAUCAAGUCAUUGGUCCUCCGGAAGCAUUCACUCCUUUUGUUGAUGUCACUGCUUCUGGCGCUGUCAUUCACGAUGACGAUGCCGCGACUGCUGGCGCCGAGGUAGAUCAAGAUCCAAUGUGCUUCUUGAACUUCGACGACGACGACGAAGAUGAGGACAUGCCCGACGAGUCCGACCACAUCGCUUCACCUACCAACCAAUCCUUCUCCUCCCAAGUCACCAACACCACAUCCUCCCAACCAGGCGGCUUUGACCUGCUUGCCCAUCUUGACCGUCAUGGCGUUGUGGGCUCAUUCCGCCGCAACCAACACUUCGCCAAGCACGUGGGUUCUCUGCCUUCGCAUCCUGCUUUGCGAGCCUCUCUAUCAGAAACGAAUGCAAUGCAGACCGGUCGCCGUGCAGCAGCCAACACACCCAUCACACCUCUAAGAAAGAAGAAGGCAAAGGGCGUCGGAGCACGCAAUUCUCCGAUGACCACCACAAGUCCUCUCACAAAGAGCCCUCCUCUAAAGAAAAAGGGCCCCAUCAGAGGCGGUUUUAGCCGUCGCUGA
Molecule: messenger RNA, 1893 nt
Organism: Aureobasidium subglaciale EXF-2481
Lineage: Eukaryota; Fungi; Ascomycota; Dothideomycetes; Dothideales; Saccotheciaceae
Exons: 2
Coding region: 1-1893 (630 amino acids)
Source: RefSeq, a predicted model, not a curated record